Ilex paraguariensis (yerba mate) is the source of this 938-nucleotide messenger RNA. Lineage: Eukaryota; Viridiplantae; Streptophyta; Magnoliopsida; Aquifoliales; Aquifoliaceae. The record is from the annotation of a GenBank genome assembly.
CACACAAGUAUUGAUUUUUUAGGGUAAGCCAUAUCGUAUUUGUCCAUUUGUCUGUUUCAUAUCUCUGUGUUUACUGAUGUCUUUGUGAAAUUAGACAGGCUAAAGUAAAAGAAUUUAUGGCAGCUUAUUCUGCCGGAAACUAUGCUGCCCCUACUAUUGACGAAGUUGUUCCUUUUGUCAUACAAAUUGUCUACCCUUUGCUAAGCAAGUUCAUAUAUGUCUCACCGAAUGUAAUAAUAAAGGGAAGGGUUGAAGAACUGCUUGCAGUUAACUUAGGCAACUAUGGCAUUGCAGUUGCCGAGGACUGCUCCAAAAGACUAUCCACCUACAUUAAUUUGGAUGUUUUGGAUGCUGUUCAAAGAUCCGCUUCAAAACCAUGGGUGUCUGAGACACCAUAUGCGAAAAAUGCUUGUAUCCCAGAGUUGGGUAUGGUUCUGAUUGACCUCACUAAAUUGGAAAAGGAUCUUCUGGAAGCCAUCCUCUGGUGGAGUAAGGUUCUGAAUAGGAGUGAAAGGAGCAGCCCAAAUCCAGCAGUAGCCCUUGCACUUCACAACAGACACCUCAAACUUCCUCACUCUUGGAGGGUCGGCAGUUUAAUACAAUCGGAGAAAACUCUAGUUCUUCGUUAUGGUAAUGGUAGAAAUGUUUGCUCUUUGUUUGGCAGUGGAACCAUCUCACAGCCUGAUUUUAGAGAUAUCGUGGAACAUUACCUUCCUCCUGGGUCAGAUCGGAUAUUGGGCAGCUAGAAUCUCCAGUCCCGGCCUUCUCUGCAGAAAUUCAAAGUGGCAUGAAAUGGAAUUAUGUGAGUACUUCAACUUAAAUGUAAGAUUUCAUACACUGAAUGGUGCUCAUUCUUACUAUCAGCCAUCAACUGGAGGCUAAAGUAAGAGAAAGCUAGUUUUUGUUUUCUGGAGGCUUUUGUAAUGGUUCCCAAUAAG